Molecule: messenger RNA, 645 nt
Organism: Epithele typhae
Lineage: Eukaryota; Fungi; Basidiomycota; Agaricomycetes; Polyporales; Epitheliaceae
Exons: 3
Biological process (GO): silent mating-type cassette heterochromatin formation
Cellular component (GO): rDNA heterochromatin; SHREC complex
Source: RefSeq, a predicted model, not a curated record
AUUUACGUGACGCGCCUAUAUAAGGUUGUCAUGCUCGACAAGACCAUGUGGAUUAUACCCACCCCCAACCAGGCGACCGACGCGUCCCCACGCAACGCCCCUCGGGACGGGGUGGCUCUUCGAGGCGACAAUGGCCAAGUCAACUUCUAUGAGCCUGCGCCAGAUAAACUGGAGUUGCACUGGAGGAGGAAGUUAGGGAAGAAGCUGUAUGAGGAAAUGAUCAGUAAGGAGCUCGAGAUGCACGGAAUUCCCCACGAGAAACCAGACCAAAUCUCCCUGGUGCCGUUCCCUUCUGGCUACUCAUUGUGGAGACAGAAGAAGGGUGAUCAACAUGUACCCCGUGUUGAUGGAUAUCUUUUCGGUUCGGAUCUAGUGCACCAUUUUAGAUCCCCUGCAGAGUUUUACUACCACCUGAAGUGGCUCAUGCAAGGGCAGCCUCGCAAAGUUAAUGGGCAGCCCAAGUGUCUGUGCAAGUACUGUGAUGGGACCAGAACACAGACUGAAAUCUCCCAAGAACUCGGCAUGUACAAGCCUGGUGAUGAUAAAGACAGAAGUAGGAGGGGACACAGGGGUGGUGGAGGUGAAGGCAGUGGACGAAGGCGAGCUCCUAAAACCUCAACGACCAUGCAGUUCAAAGACUAUCGC